Molecule: messenger RNA, 964 nt
Organism: Ornithodoros turicata
Lineage: Eukaryota; Metazoa; Arthropoda; Arachnida; Ixodida; Argasidae
Exons: 6
Coding region: 177-800 (207 amino acids)
Biological process (GO): vesicle-mediated transport
Cellular component (GO): membrane
Source: RefSeq, a predicted model, not a curated record
ACGUGCUCUUGAACGCCCGGAUGAUGUCACCAUGUCACCUGGCAGAUGUAAGCCGCAAACAGUGAGCUGAGAGGUGAUGAUGUGUGACUACGGUGACUAGUGAGGAUAUAACUUGCUUUACAUAGCACUCUAAAGCGGAGGUUCUUCAUUUGGAUAAGGAACCAACGGAAGCAGUUAUGACAGACAUAAGUCGACAGCUGCAGGACUAUUUGAGUCGUAAUGAUGUACGAAGAGAAACAAAAUUUUUUGGUGGCGAAUCUCUAAAGAAACUUUUGGGCUCGUCGACAGAAGACUCAGCUGACACUACUGGCAAUAGCAACCAGUGGAUUGCCGAGGCAGAAAAAGACUCGUGUCUACCUUCUUUGUCUAAGAAACAAAGGAUUGUUGGAUUCAUGGCGUUUAUAGCAAUGGGAAUUUUCUGCUUAACGUUGGCAGGGAUGUAUGCUCCAUUCCUGGUGCUCAAGGCAAGAAAAUUUGCUCUUCUCUACACAAUGGGUAGCCUAUUUAUAAUUAGCAGCUUUGCACUUCUGUGGGGACCAACGAACCAUAUAAAACAUUUAUUUUCAAAAGAGAGAUUACCAUUCACGUUAACAUACUUUGGAACAAGUUGCUUGACGCUUUACUUUGCCUUGUGGGAGAGAAACACAUUACUCACUGCCAUAUUUGCAGUCUGCCAGCUUGUCAGUCUUUUGUGGUACAUCGUUAGCUACAUUCCUGGAGGUCAAACUGGGCUCCGUUUCUUCUCAAAAAUAUUUACUUCAGUUGUAACAAGGACGGCAAGCAAAGCAUUACCUGUGUAAACGACUGGAUUGCAGAUGCCCGUGAAGUCAUGUCACAGCAGUACUCCUGCAGUGUCUAAGCAUAUAGAAAAGAGGCCUUCGUUUGUUUUGUACAUAUAGCCUUCCAUUGCAUUAUCUCAUCUUGUAAACUACCAAUACAGAGUCUUAAUAAAAAUGUAUAUGCA